AUGGAUGAUUGGAAUCCAAUGUCCCAGGUUACAAAGGAGAAGGAGCAGCUCAUCACUGAUGUGCUUCUCUCGAUGAGGAUCGAGGCCAAGGAGAUCUCCGAACGGAAUCUUUUGUUGGUACCCGCCAUCGUCGAUGUCUCUUCCAAGAUGCUUCUAGAGUUCCCGCCCAACAUCAGGGAUGCAAAGCUGAUGCGGCAGAAAGCGGUGGCCUUGCCUGUCAGCUCCGAUGGGCAGGCUGCUGCCUGGGGUUCGCUCCUUGCAGCUGAGUUUGAGGAGGCUGAUGAGCAGGACAUCGGCCAGCAGGUGAGAGACAUGGGCCUUGCCUUGGUAGUGAGGUCAGAUGGCUCCAUUGUUCGAAGAGGGGUUGGCCGCCCCCAGUGGAAGGUGGUCUUUGAUGAGACAGAUGAUUGA
This is a messenger RNA of Symbiodinium pilosum, 411 nucleotides long. Lineage: Eukaryota; Dinophyceae; Suessiales; Symbiodiniaceae. The record is from the annotation of a GenBank genome assembly.